Messenger RNA from Taeniopygia guttata (zebra finch), 7248 nucleotides. NCBI's taxonomy places the organism in Eukaryota, Metazoa, Chordata, Aves, Passeriformes, Estrildidae. The record is from RefSeq and is a predicted model, not a curated record.
UUGGAUAUGUUAUUUUUUGCCCUUGCCCCCCUCUGUGGGUAAGGGGGGAAAGCUUGAAAAACUGUGUUUUUCUGCCCAUUGAUAAACGUAAUGAGAUUUGAGUGUCAACAUUAAAAUGUUCCGUGUCAUCAGCUCUGUGAAACUGCAGUGAAAUAUGGAAGCGAGGGAGAAAAAACUCUGUUUUCAGCCUGGCUGUGUCCCCUGCUAGGGUGCUGUGGGGAAUGUUGAUAAACACUGGGAAGGGCUGAGAGGUGGCAGAGGCAGGUGAGGAGCCGGUGGCUUCUGAGGGACCACAGAAAUCUGCCACUUCAUCUCCUCCUGCGUCUGAGUGCCAGAGGCUCCUAGUUAGGGGAAGCCUUUCCAACUCUUCUCUUUUUGCUUUCCCUGGAUCAAGGAAAUAAGCAAUGCAAUGGAAAUUUUUAAUAAACAUUUCUAGCAGGAAUAAUAUUUUACAUCUCCCUCUGCCUCUGCUGAGUAAGUGCUGUUAGCUCCAAUUGUUCAUUACUAAGGAAAGUCUUCUCCAAUUCAUCUCUAGCAGUACUCCAGGUAGAGGUGAUUUAUUUUUUUUUGUUACCUGGCAUGGCUGUGCUGUCACUGCUGCUGCUGCUUGGGCUAAUAGAAAUAACUGCUGCCGUGGACGUCGCGCCUAGAAUAAAAGCGGGGUCAAGGUGGAGAGGUGAAAAGAAUCACUCCGAAGACCUAGAGAGGGGGAACGACAGCGGGACACCACUGCCCACCUCUGAUAACGGUGACAAUUCGCUGGGCUACACAGGUUCCCGUCUUCGACAGGAGGAUUUCCCGCCUCGGAUCGUGGAGCACCCCUCCGAUUUGAUCGUUUCCAAAGGAGAACCAGCCACUUUGAACUGCAAAGCAGAGGGCAGGCCGACCCCCACCAUCGAGUGGUACAAGGGUGGGGAAAGGGUGGAAACGGACAAGGAUGACCCGCGCUCCCACCGGAUGCUGCUGCCCAGCGGAUCUUUAUUUUUCCUGCGCAUCGUGCACGGGCGCAAGAGCCGGCCGGACGAAGGGGUCUACGUGUGUGUGGCAAGGAAUUACCUCGGGGAGGCUGUAAGUCAUAAUGCAUCGCUGGAGGUGGCAAUUCUACGGGAUGACUUCAGACAAAAUCCCUCAGAUGUCAUGGUAGCUGUGGGGGAACCUGCAGUGAUGGAAUGCCAGCCCCCGAGAGGUCACCCAGAGCCAACUAUAUCAUGGAAGAAAGACGGGACCCCUCUAGAUGACAAAGAUGAGAGAAUUACAAUCAGAGGAGGAAAGCUGAUGAUCACAUACACAAGAAAGAACGAUGCUGGCAAAUACGUUUGUGUUGGAACAAAUAUGGUUGGAGAACGUGAAAGUGAAGUUGCAGAGCUCACUGUUUUAGAGAGACCAUCUUUUGUGAAGAGACCGAGCAAUUUGGCGGUGACUGUGGAUGACAGUGCAGAAUUUAAGUGUGAGGCGAGAGGUGACCCAGUCCCUACAGUGAGGUGGAGGAAAGAUGACGGGGAGCUGCCAAAAGCAAGAUACGAAAUCCGUGAUGAUCAUACCUUGAAAAUCAGAAAAGUUAUGGCAGGAGACAUGGGAUCAUACACUUGUGUUGCAGAAAAUAUGGUUGGAAAAGCUGAGGCAUCAGCAACUUUAACAGUUCAAGUUGUGUCUGAACCUCCACAGUUUGUUGUAAAGCCUCGAGACCAGGUGGCUGCCCUGGGGAGAACGGUGACUUUCCAGUGUGAAGCAACUGGGAACCCUCAGCCAGCCAUCUUCUGGCGGAGAGAAGGGAGUCAGAAUCUGCUUUUCUCAUACCAGCCCCCUCAGUCAUCCAGCCGAUUUUCAGUUUCCCAGACUGGAGACCUCACCAUCACCAAUGUCCAGAGAUCUGAUGUUGGGUACUACAUCUGCCAGACUUUAAAUGUUGCAGGAAGUAUCAUAACAAAAGCCUACUUGGAAGUUACAGAUGUGAUUGCAGACCGGCCGCCCCCUGUCAUUCGGCAGGGUCCUGCGAAUCAGACUGUGGCUGUGGACGGGACUUUAGUGCUGAGCUGUGUGGCCACAGGCACUUUAAUGCCCACUAUCCUCUGGAAAAAGGAUGGAAUCCUCAUUUCCACCCAAGACUCUCGCAUCAAGCAGCUGGAGACAGGAGCGCUGCAGAUCAGAUAUGCCAAGCUGGGCGACACGGGCCGGUACACCUGCAUUGCCUCAACCCCGAGCGGCGAAGCGACGUGGAGCGCGUUCAUAGAGGUCCAAGAGUUUGGAGUCCCAGUGCAGCCACCAAGACCCACUGACCCAAAUUUGAUUCCUAGUGCUCCAUCAAAGCCUGAGGUUACAGAUGUCAGCAGAAAUACAGUAACAUUGUCAUGGCAACCUAAUUUGAAUUCAGGUGCAACACCAACCUCUUACAUAAUUGAGGCCUUCAGCCAUGCAUCAGGGAGCAGCUGGCAAACUGUAGCUGAGAAUGUGAAAACUGAGAGUUUUGCAGUUAAAGGGCUAAAACCUAAUGCAAUUUAUCUCUUCCUUGUGAGAGCAGCUAAUGCAUAUGGGCUGAGCGACCCAAGCCAAAUAUCUGAUCCAGUGAAAACUCAAGAUGUUCCGCCAACAAGUCAAGGUGUGGAUCACAAGCAGGUCCAGAGAGAGCUGGGUGACGUGGUGCUACACCUGCACAACCCUACUAUCCUUUCUUCCUCCUCAAUCGAAGUUCAUUGGACUGUGGACCAGCAAUCCCAAUAUAUUCAAGGAUAUAAAAUUCUGUACCGGCCUACACCAGCAUCUUAUGGAGAAUCAGAGUGGUUGAUCUUUGAAGUGAGGACUCCCACCAAAAACAGCGUUAUCAUUCCAGAGCUGAAGAAAGGCGUAAACUACGAAAUCAAGGCCCGCCCUUUCUUUAAUGAGUUUCAGGGAGCAGAUAGUGAAGUGAAAUUUGCAAAGACCCUGGAAGAAGCUCCGAGCGCUCCACCUCAGAGUGUGUCAGUAACCAAGAACGAUGGGAACGGGACAGCAAUCGUGGUCACCUGGCAGCCACCCCCUGAGGACAACCAGAACGGGAUGGUGCAAGAAUACAAGGUUUGGUGCCUCGGCAACGAAAGCCGGUACCACAUCAACAAGACCGUGGAUGGCACCACCUUCUCCGUGGUCAUCCCCUCCCUGGUGCCCGGCAUCCGAUACAGCGUGGAAGUGGCUGCAAGCACUGGGGCAGGACCUGGAGUGAAAAGUGAUCCCCAGUUUAUCCAGUUAGAUUCUCAUGGAAACCCUGUGUCUUCAGAAGAUCAAGUCAGUUUAGCCCAGCAGAUUUCUGAUGUAGUAAAGCAACCUGCCUUUAUUGCUGGAAUUGGUGCAGCCUGUUGGAUUAUCCUCAUGGUCUUCAGCAUCUGGUUGUAUCGCCACAGGAAGAAGAGGAAUGGACUCACGAGUACUUAUGCUGGUAUCAGAAAAGUCCCGUCUUUUACCUUCACACCAACAGUAACAUAUCAGAGAGGAGGAGAGGCCGUAAGCAGUGGAGGCAGGCCUGGACUCCUAAACAUCAGUGAACCAGCCACUCAGCCAUGGUUAGCAGAUACUUGGCCUAACACAGGGAACAAUCACAAUGACUGCUCCAUCAACUGCUGCACCUCUGGCAAUGGCAACAGUGAUAGCAACCUCACAACGUACAGUCGACCAGCCGAUUGUAUAGCAAAUUACAACAAUCAGCUGGACAACAAGCAGACAAACCUGAUGUUGCCUGAGUCAACUGUAUAUGGGGACGUGGACCUCAGCAACAAAAUCAAUGAGAUGAAAACCUUCAAUAGUCCAAAUCUAAAGGAUGGAAGAUUUGUCAGCCAGCCUGGGCAGCCCACUCCUUAUGCCACCACUCAGCUCAUCCAGUCCAAUAUCAGCAAUAAUGUUAACAAUGGCAGCGGGGACUCGAAUGAGAAACACUGGAAACCCUCUGUUCAGCAAAAGCAAGAGGUUCCACCCAUACAGUACAACAUUAUGGAGCAAAACAAAUUAAACAAAGAUUACCGAGUAAAUGACAACAUUGCUCCAACUAUUCCCUACAACCAGUCCUAUGACCAGAAUACAGGUGGAUCCUACAACAGCUCAGACAGAGGCAGUAGUACAUCUGGGAGUCAAGGGCACAAGAAGGGUGCUCGGACCCCAAAGGCUCCCAAGCAAGCUGGCAUGAACUGGGCAGAUCUUCUCCCACCCCCUCCAGCACAUCCACCUCCCCACAGCAACAGCGAAGAUUACAGUCUUUCAGUGGAUGAAGGCUAUGACCAAGAAAUUCCUUGUCCUGUGCCACCUGCAAGGAUGUAUCUGCAGCAGGAUGAGCUAGAGGAAGAGGAAGAAGAUGAGCGAGGUCCUACUCCACCUGUGCGAGGAGCAGCUUCCUCUCCAGCCGCUGUCUCCUAUAGCCAUCAGUCAACUGCCACUCUCACCCCCUCUCCCCAGGAAGAACUCCAGCCCAUGUUACAGGACUGUCAGGAGGAUCUGGGACACACACAACACCAACCUGACCGGAGACGUCAACAACCUGUGAGUCCUCCACCCCCUCCAAGGCCCAUCUCCCCACCACAUACCUAUGGAUACAUCUCAGGCCCCUUGGUCUCUGACAUGGAUACCGACGCCCCAGAAGAGGAGGAGGACGAGGCGGAUAUAGAGGUUGCCAAGAUGCAGAACAGGAGGCUCCUUUUGCGUGGCCUGGAGCAGACCCCUGCCUCCAGCGUCGGGGAUUUGGAGAGCUCCGUGACAGGGUCCAUGAUCAAUGGCUGGGGCUCGGCCUCUGAAGAAGACAACAUCUCCAGCGGGCGCUCCAGCGUCAGCUCCUCCGACGGAUCGUUCUUCACCGACGCCGAUUUUGCACAGGCCGUCGCAGCAGCCGCCGAGUACGCCGGCCUCAAAGUGGCCAGACGGCAAAUGCACGAGGCAGCAGGAGGCCGUAGACAUUUUCAUGCAUCACACUGUCCCAGACCCACCAGCCCUGUAUCUACCGACAGCAACAUGAGUGCUGUUGUAAUACAGAAGGUCCGACCUGCCAAAAAGCAAAAACACCAGCCAGGACAUCUGCGCAGAGAAGUCUACACAGAUGACCUGCCCCCUCCUCCCGUGCCCCCUCCAGCCAUCAAGUCCCCGACGGCGCAGUCCAAGGCGCAGCUGGAGGUGCGGCCGGUGCUGCUGCCCAAGCUCGCCCCAGCGGAGGCGAGGACGGACAGGUCGGCGGAGAGGAAGGCAGCGAGCUACAAGGGCAGGGACGGGGCGGAGGGCAGGCAGCACCCCGACCUGCGGCCGGGCUCGGGGGAGCGCAGAGAGCCCCUGGAGCAGCCGGGCGACGGCAAACCGCGAGCCAGCAAAGCACCAAAACGAGAUGGCGCACCAGCAAAAAGUCAUCUUCUUCAAGAGGACAUCCUGCCAUAUUCUAGACCAACGUUUCCAACAUCAAAUAAUCCUAGAGAUCCCAGCUCCUCCAGCUCCAUGUCGUCAAGAGGCUCAGGAGGCAGACAGAGGGCAGAUCAAGCAAAUCUAGCCCGAAGGAAUGUUGCAGAAAUGCAAGUACUGGGAGCCUAUGAACAAGGAGAGGAGGAAGAAGAAGAAGAGAUGGAGGAAACAGAAAGCUGAAGACAACGACAUGUACUGUAACAGGCUUUUAAAAUCUAAUCAGAAAAAAAAUAAAUCACUUAAGAUGCCUCAAGUCUGAUGAUGUUUGACGCCAGAAAUAAUGUUCAGUGCAAUCAGAGUGUACAAUUUUUCCUUUUUCCUCAUGCCAUCAGAAUGCUAGUUUUUAUUUUACUCUUUCUUUGUAAGCCCUCCUCACUAGGAACGGCCCUUGCCUAUUCCGUAUCGCUGAGUGCAUCACCUUCUCUGCCCGAGGAGGCAGGGAAGCUGCUCUUCGAGGUGCUUGGGCCAGCUGCUGCUCCAGGAUUAGAACAGAAGGGAAUUCCAGGGCCUGGGAUUCCAAGGUUUCUCCCCAGUUCUCCAGCGAGCCAGUCGGUACCGCCGCAAGGGACGCGGCCGUGAUCAAAGAGCUCCCCGGGGUGGAGGUGGUGCAGAGCAUCCUCUGCUUCUCGGGGUUCCACUGGGCUCUGCAGUCACUGCAAAUGGUACCUUGCAGCUUUAACACAGACUGCGUGUCUUGUGUUCUGCCAGUCUCUUGCUAACCUUUUGCAGAUGAUACAGUUUGACAAAUGAAAGUAAAAUUAAUUUGGGACAAGAUGGCUCUUAUUGUAAAUAUGUACUCAUUUUAAACCCCUGUGGUACUUUGGUUUGUCUUUCCAUUUUCAUCAUUAAAUACAUUCUUAUUAAAAAUGUCCUUUGGGAUAGGCAGGAGGUAAGGCAAUGUGAUUGCUAUUUGCCUAAUCAUACCAUGAGCAAGUUUAUCUGAAACUUUUUUCCGAUUUUCAGCUUCAACACUGCUUACAAAAAAAAAACCAGUGGACAUUUUUAAUAACCAUUAGGUAAUAUCAUCAACUGCUACUGGCCCAAAUCUCAGACCUCUACUUGUGUCAAUUCACCUUAAAGAAGAAGUGCCACUUAAAGAAGUUUUGUUUGAUCUUGGCAAUGAUUUUUUUUUGUAAUGCACUGCUUAUCUUUUUUUUUUUUUUUUGGUUUUAAAAGCACAAUCACUAAACUUUGUUUGUAAACCAUUGUAACUAUUAACCUUUUUUUUUUUCUUGUCUUAUUGAAAAUGUUAAGCAUUUGUUUGGGAUAUUUUUCAUCUUUUUGUUAAUGCUUUAUGUUUGUAUUUGGAAUAUUUGAAUGAUGACAGAUGGUAAAGUAACAAAUGUUAAUGUGGGCCAUAAUCGAAACACUUCUCACUUUUCCUGGACUUACAGAAAAUUACCAAUUUUUCUGUGGCCUCUUUCAACAUUGGAUUUUCAUUAAAGCUGAAAUAGAGGCAUUAGUUGCAUUCAAUUUGCCAAAUGAUGUCCUCUUUCUGUAGGUUUUCUGAUCUUUUUUGUAAUUAUAAAAUUCCUUUGUCAUUGGUGCUAAUGGAAAAAUGUGUGUUUGUUUAUUGACAGCUAUCAGGACUAGCCCCAAUGAAAAAAAAAAGAAAAAAAAAAAGUGUUUUGGUGUUUACCGAGGACUGAAAUUUUUCAUUUAGCUAAUUUUUAAAGAAAGGUUCCAUAGAAAGGGUGUGCAGUACUAAAGGAAAAUCCAUGUGAUUAAUGUUUUCAUUAUGUUCAUGUAAGAAACCUCAUAUUUUAGCCAUAAUUUUGCAUACUGAGGAUCCAAUAAUCAGAAAAGUAAUUUUUGUCACAUUAUUUAUUAAAAAUGUUCUCAAAUACA